This is a messenger RNA of Eptesicus fuscus (big brown bat), 1174 nucleotides long. RefSeq names its product TPD52 like 1 (gene TPD52L1). Gene Ontology annotation, cellular component: cytoplasm. Bases 418 to 1044 code for a protein of 208 amino acids. The transcript has 8 exons. The record is from RefSeq and is a predicted model, not a curated record. Gene Ontology annotation, biological process: positive regulation of MAP kinase activity; positive regulation of apoptotic signaling pathway. Lineage: Eukaryota; Metazoa; Chordata; Mammalia; Chiroptera; Vespertilionidae.
AUAAUCGUUCCGGACUGUAAAUCCUCCCUCCCUCUUCUCCCCCAUGGUAUCUGCCUUGGCACAACCCAGGCCAGGGCCCACUUGAGCCGGGUCAGGCCUUUCUUUGGCCUGAGCACGCGCCCCGAGCCAGGAGGGGGCGCCCUCCGCCCAGUGCUCCGCGUGGCCGGCAGGUGGCGCCCUCGGCGGGCUUUUCCCCAGCGCGGCCGAGGCCAGGUGGACUGGAAGGGGCGGAGGUAAGGAGAAGCGGCCGGCGGCGGCUGCCCCGGGGCUCCUCUCCCGCCCGCACGCAGAGCUCGCGACGCGGUGCCGAGAGAAGGCGCGCCCUCGGCCGGGCCAGCUGCGCUCUCUGGACUCGGGCACCGCCGCCUGGAUCUCUGCGAGCAGGUCCCCGCCGCGCGCAGCCCGAGCUCGGCCACCAUGGAGGCGCAGGCACAAGGUCUGUUGGAGGCUGAACCACUGCGAGGAAGAGAUGAAGACGCAGUAGCCAGUGCUGACUUCUCUAGCAUGCUCUCUGACGAGGAGAGAGAAGAGUUAAAGGCAGAAUUAGUUCAGCUGGAAGACGAAAUUACAACAUUACGACAAGUAUUAUCAGCGAAAGAAAGGCAUCUGGUUGAAAUAAAGCAAAAACUCGGCAUGAACCUGAUGAAUGAAUUAAAACAGAACUUCAGCAAAAGCUGGCAUGACAUGCAGACCACCACUGCGUACAAGAAGACACAUGAAACCCUGAGUCACGCAGGGCAGAAGGCAACUGCUGCUUUCAGCAAUGUUGGGACAGCCAUCAGCAAGAAGUUUGGAGACAUGAGGUCCCACUCCAUCGGCUACUCCAUUCGCCAUUCCAUAAGUAUGCCUGCUAUGAGGAAUUCUCCUACUUUCAAAUCAUUUGAGGAGAGGGUUGAGACAACUGUCACAAGUCUUAAGACGAAAGUAGGCGGGACGAACCAGGGCGGAGGCAGCUUUGAAGAGGUGCUCAGCUCCACCGCGCACGCCAGCGCGCAGAGCUCGGCGGGCGCCCCCCGGCGGGCGGAGGAGGAACUGCAGUGCUAGGGCUGCCAGCCCAAGCCCAUCACCCCGCACCCACCCACACGGAUAGGAAGACCAAAAUCGCACUGGCAAAACCCAGGCCUUGACCUUCAAAUGGCCUCUCCACCAAGUUUCAUAAAGUGAUUUCCAUUUG